CCUAAGCCAUUUGAAAUCAAUGUUGAUCGGAAGUUUAUCGAGGAAACUCGUCAGCGAGUCGCGCACGCAAGGGCUCCUGCGUUUAUCGGCAUCAAAGGCGACGGUCCGAGUGCUGAAAACUUCACCGCUGUUCAGGACUGCUGGGUCAAUGAAUACAAUUGGAAUGCAACUGAAGCCUCCAUCAACCAAAAGCUGGAACAGUUCACAACCAUUGUCGAGCCCGUGAUCGAUAAUGCCACUUACCCAGUGCCCCUCCACUUUGUUCAUCAUCGUUCGCCCCGGAAGGAUGCCAUUCCUCUGCUCUUCAUCCACGGAUGGCCAGGCUCAUUCCUAGAAGUCAGCCACAUCAUCGGCAACCUGACAAACCCUCCCAACGCAUCCGUCCCGGCCUUUCACGUUGUUGCUCCGUCAAUCCCAGGCUUCGGAUUCUCCCCUGCACCUCAGCGUCCCGGCUUCGGUCCCGUCGAAACGGCUCACGCUUUCGAUGCAUUGAUGGGCCAGCUCGGCUAUUCCAAAUAUGUCAUUCAAGGAGGGGAUUUCGGCGGUGUUACCCUUCGCUACCAGUCUCAUCUAUUUCCGGAUCAUGUCGUCUCAGCACUCAGCAACUUCUGGGUCAUCCAACCAAGCGACGAUGAUAUGCGCAGACUCGCAGAGGGGAAAGCAACCCCUGACGAAGUUACCUACAUUAAUAUUCUCGAGAACUACAUCAACCACGACUCUGGAUACCGCCUGAUGCAAUCAACUGAACCGCUCACCUUGGCAAUUGGCAUGACAGACUCCCCAUUGGGAAACGCCAUGUGGAUGUAUGAUUUGAUGGCAAAGGUCAUUGAUCCAGCCGUUACAACCUGGACUCCGGAGCAGAUCAUUACUUGGUCACUGAUGUAUUACAUCCAAGGCCCAUAUGGCGGUAUGCGCUUUUACAAGGAGGUCCUCAACGACGGGGGUUUCGCCGGCUCCUCCCUUCUUGAUUUUGGCACUCUGCCGCUGGUAGAGAUUCCAAUCGCCAUCAGCCAGUUUCCUUACGACCUCUGUUACCGCAUGCCAUUGGACUGGGCGAAGCGAGGAGGAAAUGUUGUCAAGAGAACUGUGCAGAAUCACGGCGGUCACUUUGCUGCCUAUGAGGUGCCUGAGCUGCUGCUCAACGAUAUCUGGUCUUGGUUCGGGGAUAAGGAAGUU
Fusarium vanettenii 77-13-4 is the source of this 1176-nucleotide messenger RNA. RefSeq lists its product as uncharacterized. The annotation marks the transcript as partial. Gene Ontology annotation, biological process: epoxide metabolic process. NCBI's taxonomy places the organism in Eukaryota, Fungi, Ascomycota, Sordariomycetes, Hypocreales, Nectriaceae. Gene Ontology annotation, molecular function: epoxide hydrolase activity. The transcript is spliced from 2 exons. The record is from RefSeq and is a predicted model, not a curated record.